GUCACAUUUUCACACGAGAAAUAAAACAUUUCUUUAGUUUUUAACAAAACUCAAUUUCAUUUAGAAAACAAAACAAGCGGCGAAAACAUGGCAAAAAGGGCAGCGUCGACUGCUUUCGAUUUAGAAGGUGAACCUGAUGAAAAGCGUGUGACCAAGAAAGAGGGAAAGAAGCAUUCAUUGGAUUCUGACGAGGAAGACAGCGGUGCUGAAGAAGAGAGGAACAAUGUUCUUAAUGCUGAUGACAUUGAAGGGGAGGAAGAAGGUGUAGCGGCGAUCGAAGGUGAAAUCACAAUCACACCAUUCAACAUGAAAGAGGAGUUGGAAGAAGGUCAUUUUGACAACCAAGGUCAAUAUCACUGGAAAAAAGAGAAAGAAAUCAGAGAUGGCUGGCUAGACAACAUUGACUGGGUGAAGGUGAAAGGCAGGCCUGAAGACAAGUACAAGGUGCACAGGGAUGAUGAAAAUAAAGGACUUGGUGAUGAGUCUAGCAGUGAAGAGGAAGAGAUGGCAGAGAAGUUUGACUUGUAUGACAAUUAUAAGGAAAUACUGGAGCAUAUGAAGCCAAGAGAAACAAUUGCAAAAGCUUUACAGAGACUGGGUGCUGGUUCAAAAAUGUCAAGUGCAGAAAGAUGGAAAAGGAAGAAGGCGGGAAUAGUUGAUGAGGGAAGCAAAACUGUCACCAGAGUCACAGAGCUUGCCAAUCAGAUACUUACCAAAACAGGCAACAUGGACAUUUACCAAGAGACUUAUGAAAAGAUCAGUGCCAUCAUAUCCAAGAAUGAAAGUAAAAAGGAUGAUGCAAAUUUAGACAUGUAUGCUGAUGACUUUGAUCAGAAAGAAAAGCAAAAUCUCAACAAGGAAGGCAGCAGUGAAGAUACUAAAACUGAAAAUACAGAAGAUGAUGAUGCACCCAAAGAAGUUAAAUGGGAGUUCAAAUGGAAACAAGAUGAUGAUGCUGAGCUAUCAGGGCCACAUUCCACAGAGCAAAUGCAAAAAUGGGCAUCAGAAGGAUAUUUCAAAACUGGUGUGUGGGUGAGGAAGCAUGGAGAAGACAGUCAAUUCUACAGUUCAAAUAGAAUGGACUUUGAAUUGUAUUUGUGAUGUCAAUAAAUCAGUACAAUACUGUA
Molecule: messenger RNA, 1127 nt
Organism: Leguminivora glycinivorella
Lineage: Eukaryota; Metazoa; Arthropoda; Insecta; Lepidoptera; Tortricidae
Gene: holn1
Product: CD2 antigen cytoplasmic tail-binding protein 2 homolog
Exons: 3
Coding region: 88-1101 (337 amino acids)
Cellular component (GO): U5 snRNP
Molecular function (GO): protein binding
Source: RefSeq, a predicted model, not a curated record